This is a messenger RNA of Anthostomella pinea, 2466 nucleotides long. The record is from the annotation of a GenBank genome assembly. NCBI's taxonomy places the organism in Eukaryota, Fungi, Ascomycota, Sordariomycetes, Xylariales, Xylariaceae.
AUGGCAAAUAUAUCAGACAGAGACACGGCAUUGACCGUGCCUAUAAGCACGCGACAAUCGUACGGCAUCGAACUCGAAUGUCUGUUCGCGUACUUGUCGCCUAAGGACGCCGAUCCGCACGAGGCCCUCGCCGCCUCGCUGCCGGCACCCCUCCGCAUCGACGAUGGCCCAGCCGGUGCAAGACAGAGCGCCGUCACCGGCCACGUCCGCAGCACGCUCCGGGCGCACGGCAUCCGCUGUGCCGAGCCGACCUCGUCCUAUACCCGUGCAGACAUCGCCGCCUUCAAGGCGCAGAAGCUGGUCCGGUGGGACAUCGGCUACGAUUACAGCAUCAGAGAGCCCGGCUGGGACGGCGCCGAUGACGGAUACAGCUGGCUCGGCAUCGAGAUCCGGUCCCCGCCGCUGUGGGACGGCGAGCGUUCGUACGACGAGGUGAGGUACGUGGUCAACCUGCUGACGGCCAGCUACCGGGUGCGCGUCAACCCCUCCUGCGGGUUCCAUGUCCAUGUCGGGAACGGGAUGCAGUGGUUCUCGGCCCACUCGCUGAAGCGCUUGGGCGCGUUCCUUUGGGCGGCCGACCCGUUGAUCUCCCGGCUGCAUGCGCCCUGGCGGCGCGUGGGGGAGUAUAGCACUAGUAUCCGGCUUGCGAGCACGCUGGCGCGCGGCAGUGAGGUUACGGAUGCUCAUAUGGCGGUUAGGCGGGAGGCGAAUAUAGUGAGGAGGGAUGCCUCGAGGCGCGAUGAGUUUGAUGCCAUACCUGUUGUAGAGUGGUUGGACCUGUCGCGGGAGGAGCGCGAGCAUGGGGGGAUGCAGGGCUGGGAGGAGUAUGCGCGACGGAGGGAGGCUGGGCCACGGAGGGAGGCUGGGCCACGGAUGGUGCUGCCGCCCCUGAGUGAGGAGGGAGAGAUAAGUGAGGAGCUGACUCUUCGGGGCGGACGCGACGACGAAGGGCAGGGUAAUGGAGGUGAUGACAAUGCGGUAGGUUCUGCCACUGAAGACGGAGCAGCGGCUUCUGAGCCUUCGUCCGACUCCCCUGCUGAUGAAUGGUGGAGGAGCAGCUCCAGUAGCUCGAACAACAGUUCAGAUCGACCCUCUCCCCCGCCGGUAGAGCAUCCGCGACCGAAGGCGUACAAUAUGUUCAACGCUCCACGGACUAUCCGCCGCUUCGACAAUCUGGCCUCGCUCGUAGAGUUCAAUGAGUUGGAACGCGCGUUCGAGACGCACCGCGGCGUCGAGGACCUGUUCAGAAAUCUGAACGAGAACCGCCUGUCGCCCGAGCGCGGGAUUCAUGCCCAGGAUUUGCAGGACGAUCUGCCGCUGGGCCAGAGCCCGAACCUAGAUCUCAUGGCCGCUGAGGCUCUGGACGACUUGAUAAAGGGGUUUGAUCGGGAACUGGCCCAGCACGAAGCGGUUAAGGACCUGGCGGCGGAGCUCGCGAGGCUGGAGCGGAUCGGGAAUGCCAUCCAGCGUGAGAUGGACAAGAGGGCAGGUCGGGCAACAGAGGGCUCCCCGAAUGACGUGGACGACGCGCUCACGGCGUCGCAUGGGAGCAGCGACUUCAACCCCCCAGCCUGGCGCACGUUUGAGGACGCCCAUGCAAAGGGGUCUGGUAGGCACAACGGUGAGUCGGAGGAUUCCGCCGCCUCGACGCCGUUCAUGAGCACCACGGUAUCUGAACGCGGGGACGACAGUGGUGAGUCGAGCGAUUUCGCCCCGCCCGCUUGGCAGGCCCUUGCGGAUGCUGCUGAUGCCGCCGCGGAAGCUGAUGGAGAUGGAGAUGAGGGGAGUGACGGGUCGGUUCCGGAGGUUAAGGCUGCGGUGAACCGCAUGACCUUAUCUUCGACCAACUCGUCCCCUUCCUCCUCUUCCUCCCCGUCCGGCGAGCCCCAAAAACUCCCUCCCCACGACCCCUCCCACCUCUCCGCCUCCUACAUCGCCAGCAUCAGAGCCAACGUCCUACCCCUGCGCGAAGGCGGCCUCCCGCGCAUCGCCUGGCUCCCGCGCCACAACACGGCCGCCUACACGCGCGCCGGCACCGCCGCGGGCCUCGCGGCGCUGCUGUCCGUCGACUCGGCCGCCGCCGUCGGGUUCCUAUUGCGCGACCACGAGGACGGCAGUACGACGCGGCUCAACUACAACUUCGCCGCUUACGACCCCGAGGUCCUGGACAUCCGCGAGGGGGUCGCGGGCAAGCCGACCGUCGAGUUCCGCGAGGCGGGCGGGUCGCUGGAUGCGGAGUGGGUUGUUUGCUGGGCGCGGAUCUGUGCGGGGAUUGUGCGGUGGUCGAGGGAUGUGUCGCCGGGGGAGUUUUUGAGGAUUUGGGGGCGGAUUGAGGCUUGGGAGAGGGGUGUUGCUGGGGGAGGUGAGGUGACGUAUGACGUUGUGGAUUUGCUUCAGGAUCUGGGCUUGUUUUCCGAGGCGGAGUUUGUGAGGAUGCGGGAGAGGGUGUCUGGGCCGCCUAGGUAG